UAGUCCGGGUUUAGUCCGUCAGCUCCAGUCAGAUCCCCCGGGAGGAGGACGCGCUGCUGCUGCUGGCCGUGGCCGGGUUCGAUGCGCUGGAGCCGGGCUGAGGCGGUUGCUCACACCGCGGGGGGAACAUGUGCGCGGGGCUCGUGUGGUGACAGAGACACGCGCACACUUACAUACAGGGGCGCGCGCACACACAACACACGCACACACACACACCGUUCCGCCCGGAGAGGCGAGCUGAGCCACCGGACGAGCUCUGUGUCGGAUAGGGUACAUGUGAAUCAGUACAUGCACUUGACGGUGCAACAGUCUGAGUAAAAGGAGGGGCUUCUGAGACUGUUCCCAACUUCUGUGUUUCUCAAGAUCCAAAGGAUUUUAAUGCUGCCAAACGUCAUGCCAUGUCCACGGCGUCCCUGAUCCAUUCUCUCCCAUCAGGAUAAGAGAACCAUGAGCACUGUGGAGGAAGAGCCGGACCACAUGAUACCAUGAAGAGAAGCCUGCAGGUCCUGCCUCGCCAGCUGCUGAGUGUUCUUCUGAUUCUGUCAGUGCCAGAGAGGCUGGUCUCCUUUGCAGAGGACCUCUACCCCAGCUGGACCCCCAGGAGCUAUGUCUCCAUGUUAACAACGAGCAGGGCCCUCCAUAUGGUUCCAACGAACCUUCCUGGCUGGACCCAGACACCCCCACCCAGUCUGGAUCACACCAUUCUAGCCAAAACUACCACUGGGUCGAGACCUGAUGUAGUCGCAAAAGACCAACCCUUUGGAACUACAAUUCAGAAACAUGGGCCUCACUCGACUGGACCCCAGUCUAACAAAACAAGCCCUAGUUCUGUCAUUGCACCAUCCCGCACCCAGAACUCUGAAAAAGUGCCCAGUAACCCUUUGCCCAAAAUGGAGCAACCAGGGGUAGUUAAAAGAAAGCUGACAGGAUCUUCUAGUUCAGGCACUGCUGACACUGCUCUCUCAGGGACUGGCCAUAAUGUGACCUCAGUGGCUGGGGGGCCCCAGAGCACAGAGCCCACCCAGCAAGGGUCACCAACUGAAAGAGGGGACGCAUUGGAUCAGGGAGAGGUGGGUAACCAAGGGUUCAAAGACCCUAAGGACAUGAGUGUCGAAGAUCCAACCAACCCUAGUUGGCCUUAUGCUUCAUCUGCAUCAUUGUUAGCGCCGUUGUAUGUAAAGGCGAAAAACCUCAGGGAGCAUGCUCAUGCUAUCACGCUGCGCAAUGCGCCCCCCAGUGAUGAGGAGCCCACCCUCUCUAGCACUACAGUGGAUGACGCGACUGUGACCCAGCAUGGAUCCUCACCUCCCACUCGGGCCCCCAUUUCUGCCCCAGCCACGAGCAACAUCCCCAACCCAAAAACUAAGAACAACGUUGCCGUCGCCAACUCUCUAGAUAGCAAUGCAACAACGACCACAGUUAGGGGCGAUAAUACGCCCAAUGAUACGUCCACAGAUACUGACCAUUCCCAGUAUCAAAAGGCAAGAAACACUAAUGAAAGCGUAAGUGCUUCGAGGGAGGCCCAGCCACCCCAAAAUGACUCGAAUGCAUCAGAGCCGCCCUCCACGGCUAAUGGGAGCUUUCUGAACAGGUUGGUUCCGGCAACCACACGAGGGCCCUGGGGAGCAGGGAACCAGUCAGGCCCUGCUCCAGACUCUCUCCAUGCCACCACCAUCUGCCUGGGCAAGAUGGAUAUCAUAUGGGUGGUGUUGGCCAUCAGUGUGCCUGUGUCCUCUUGCUCUGUGCUGCUGACAGUGUGCUGUAUGAGGAAGAAGAAGAAGUCAUCCAGCCAAGAGAACAACCUGAGCUACUGGAACAAUGCCAUCACCAUGGACUACUUCAGUCGCCAUGCUGUGGAGCUCCCGCGCGAGAUACAGCCACUGGAAACUGCUGAUGACCAGGAGACAUGUCUGCCCCCAAACGGCGAUUACAGCGACAGUGGCGUUGUGCUGGUUAACCCUUUCUGCCAAGAGACUCUGUUCAUCAACAGAGACAAGGCGUCUGACAUCUGAGCCCCAUCAAAGAGAGACUCCACAAGUCUCCACAGCUCUCCUGUCUCUACCCUUCUUCUCAAAGGUGUUUUUUAUAACCUGGUGGACCUUCAGAGACUGAGCUUUAUAUAUGAUAUAUAAAUAUAUAUAUAUAUAGAAACUGGUUUUAAAGAGAUGAAUGAAGAAGACAAAAGCACUCUACUGUGAGGGUGAGCCCUUCACCUAUUUUUCUGAUGUACAUUUUCUACAGAUGCUUAAUUGUGAUAAGGGUUUUUAUGUCUUUUUGAAUCAAAAUGGUAUGUGUGUGGUUUCUGUGGCGUUCAAUUGGCUUGGCGGAGAGUGGAACGUAGAGAAAUGCGAUGCGUGGUCUUACCCAAAACACUUAAACUGAUUACUUAAAGGAAUAGUUAGGCAAAGGAUCAAUUCUUAAUGUUUACUUCACCUCAGAUGUAGUCAGACUGCGAUGACUGAAGUUCGCCUUUGUUGUGUUGAACUGGGACCACAAGGCUAAUUUAGCUAACAAGUAAUGAAAGCUUGCAAAGUUCUUAACUGCAAAUUUUGGAAACAUAUUUAAGACCUUGCAAUGAAAAGGAUUCUUUAGUCUUGCAGGCCAAUGCUUACAGUGUGUCCAAAUGGGACAGGUUUGUGUAAAUUUUAUGGGAAGGAGUAUAUUUCUAAUACAUUGAGUAUACGUUCUAUAGGGAGCUUUUUCCACUUUUAGAGAAUGAAAUGUCAACCAAUCAACCAAUGUUUAGCAACAAGUGUGACAAAGGCUACCAAAUCCGAGCAGUCAGUUGAGUAGAUUCAGCUCUGGAUGGAGAUCAUGAUUUAGCCCAGGUCAUUUGAUAUUGUAUUAUAUAUUGAAUAUAUUGAAGUCCACUGUGGAUGUAAUGCAAUGUCAUGAAUUGUUCUGUAUGACCUGCUCUUAUACCCGUAUACAUGGUGUGGAUGUUUACACUUUAUAAUCCCAUGUCCAGAACACACAAAGAAAGAGACAUGACUUUCCAGUAUUUAAAACUCUAGAGGUAAAUCUGCAGCCUCUGUAUUGUUUAGAAUUAUGUUUAGUAAGUAUGAAUUUAAAAUAAUUUGGAAUAAAAAUAUAAAUAGGGGAUAAAGAGAGCAUGAGUAUAUCUACAUUAGCCUCUUGGCUCCAGUGCAAAAAAAAUAGAAUAUAAAAAAACGCAAACACAACCCUGUCUGAUGGUCUACAUUUAGGGUAAAAUUAAAUGCCCAAGAAAAAUGUCCUAUAAAAUGUCUAAAUUUGAUUUUGCGUCAAACUGUUUCUUUAAAAUCUUAAAGCCUGCUGAACUUGAAUUCUGUCUGAGGAGAUGUGAAGGUAGAUGGCACUGUGUCGUGGACGGGUUCAGAGGGGUUACCAAAGUAGCUCUGGUCUUACUGUUGGAAGAGGCUUCCAGCUGUAGACUAGUAGUUGUUUAGUGUGGAGGUCUUGUGAAAUGGAGAAAUGUGGAGAUGGCUUCUCCCUUAUUAGUCACCAGCGCAGGGACUAAAUAAAAAUGUUUAAAUAGUCCUGUAGUUAAGCUGUUGCACACAGCACUCUGUGUUUCUGUGUCUGAACGCAUGUCUCAUUUCUGGUUUCUCAUGUGUGUGUUUGUGUGUCUGUGUGUAUGUGUGUGUUAGAUUAGGGGUCAGUAUAAACUUUACAGAAUCGCUUUAAUAAUGCUUGAAAUACUUAACACAGCAUUUGGAUGCCAAUGUAGGAAGUGUCCACUACGAUCAAUGCAUUUUUUUAUUCACGUAUUACAAUGUUCCUCUGUUUGCUUGCUUGUUGUUUAACAUGCCCUCGCCCUCAUUGCCUUCAGUGCCCAACAACCAACAUCCAGAAAGGAAAAGAGGAGUCAUAGUAGAUUUUCCAUCUAUCAAUUUUUUGCAUAUGCAUAAAUAACUGAAUAUAAUAGGGUCAAAAAAAACAAAAAAAAAACAACAAAAAAAAACAACAACUUUUUAAAGGGGUUCUUCCCCACAUUCUGAAAUGCUGACCUAAAGCUCAUCUGCAAUAUGGUUUUGCACUGAACUUCCAGAACUGUCUGGUGCUUUUGCACUCCCAGAUGUUCAGUGGACAUAACUGAGGUGGUGCUAUGGCGUCAGAUAAAUGUCAGAUAAAUACCAUGUGUGAUCAAAUCAUACUAUGCGCAAGCACAACCACUAUUCGAGCAUGCACAGUCAGUACAUGCACGUAUGAAAAAAUGCACCCGUCAUCUAAUGUUUCUUAGCAUAAUCAUAGUGGGUGGAAACACAACCUAUUUUACUAUUUUUCCUGCCUAAAUUUUGUGAUCUAAAAUGUCUGAAAGGAAACCUGGCAUUUGAGGACCUAAUACAUUUUAAAAGGGACACACUCAACUAGGCUAACAAGCUAACUAGCCCUCUACCCAUUGGCUAAUCUGUUAGACCCAGGUAAAGCUAGCCACAUGCUAACAUGCUGGUCACGGCACAAAUGUAAAGCUAGUUGUUUUGUUACAUCCCUGUUCAGUCCUGUAAGAGAAAGUUCAUUUUACCUAACAAACUUCACUUGAACCAGUACAGUAACAGAACACCCAUUAAGACAUCUUCAUGAAUUCACACAAGAUGUCGUUGAGCGGUGAGGGCAUGUUAAAAACAGACUGUGAGUUUAGCUACGUUUUUCAGCGUAGUGACAGUUUUGUAUACUUACAUGCUUAAAUGCGUUUUUUUUCUUCUUCUUUUAAACCAUUAAAGCAGGCUUGUUACAUAUAUGUUUUAACACAAUGCCACUACUGGGUUUUUCAUGACGCAAACCAGAUGUUUGAAAAGGACGAGAGAGUUUGUGUCUCUGCGUGUGUCUGUACGGCUUUCUACCAUUAAAUAGAGUCUUUUGUGAGCAUUGAGGUUUGUUGAGUGUUGGCCUGCGUUGUUAUGUGGUGAAAGAAUAAGACCAAAAUCAAAUCUUAUCGUCACUCUGUACUUCUCCUCUGGUGUUUAUUGCUGUAUUGUACAGGUUUUUUUUCUGAAUGAUUGUCAGUAUAAAUCACUGGGUGUAAUAGAGUUAAAGAUAUUAGAAAUAAAUGAUCAGAGAUACUAUUUUAUACUGCAAUAUUUACUUUGAGCACAUGUUAUAACAUACAGAGGUGAGUAAAAAGAAUUUUAUCAGCAUAUAGCAUCAUUAUCCAAACAAUCUUUCUUGAAGUGUAUAUCAUGUUUUGCUCAGUAACUCAUGUUUGAGUGGUCAUAUACUGCUUUUUUUGUUUGUUUGGGUUUUUUCAUUUAUUUUUCUUUUGUUUGCUGUCUUUUUUGUUCUUUAUGAUUUUCCUUUUUUUUAAAUAGAUUGGGGGGUAAGUGUUUGGGUUUUUUUCAUUGUUUUAGAGUUAAUAGAGGUAUUAUAGAGAUGGCAUCACAUGUUCAACUUCUUUUGUAUUGUAGCACCAACACUGUACUUUUUACUGCUGAGCAAUAAAAAAGAAAAUGGUU
Messenger RNA from Astyanax mexicanus (Mexican tetra), 5432 nucleotides. It is a transcript of the gene tmem108, whose product is annotated as transmembrane protein 108. The transcript is spliced from 6 exons. Gene Ontology annotation, cellular component: early endosome; postsynaptic density; axon. NCBI's taxonomy places the organism in Eukaryota, Metazoa, Chordata, Actinopteri, Characiformes, Acestrorhamphidae. Gene Ontology annotation, biological process: postsynaptic density organization; dendrite extension; retrograde axonal transport. Bases 486 to 2012 code for a protein of 508 amino acids. The record is from RefSeq and is a predicted model, not a curated record.